Aphanomyces astaci is the source of this 501-nucleotide messenger RNA. RefSeq lists its product as hypothetical. The transcript is spliced from 3 exons. The record is from RefSeq and is a predicted model, not a curated record. The coding region runs from base 1 to 501 and encodes 166 amino acids. Lineage: Eukaryota; Oomycota; Saprolegniomycetes; Saprolegniales; Verrucalvaceae.
AUGGUGGUCAACGGUGAGUAUGAAGGCAUUGUGCAGCGAGAUGCGCCUGUGACCCACGGAGUGGCCUAUGGUAUUACCGCUAGUCCAUUCGGCAUUGAACCAACAACCGCCCGAUCGUCUGGGAGGAUUUGCCCCAACGACAGCGCUUACUGGCCUCCCGGCGACUCCUCCAUUUCCGAGACUACACGCCAUGUGACCGAACUUGCCGAGGCGUUGUGUGCGAUGCACAAGACGGUAGUAGCAACAGUCGACGUACAGUGCGCGAAGGCAAGGACCCAGCGCAAUGGCAAGCGCUCGGUUAAGUGGUUCUCGGACCAUCGUUUGGAAGUGCAACAGCUAGUGCCGCCAAGCGAAACGUCUUUGCACCAUACCUGCCGUCUCCGGCUUUACUGCAAAGGCGCCCGAGACAUUGAUGAAGACCUCAAGGCGCAAAUUCCAUUCGGCAAUGAAAGUUUCUACAUUGAAGCUCUUCAAGACCUCUGUCUGAGUGAUGGUGCCUGA